Messenger RNA from Urocitellus parryii (Arctic ground squirrel), 1270 nucleotides. It is a transcript of the gene Wnt3a, whose product is annotated as Wnt family member 3A. Gene Ontology annotation, biological process: multicellular organism development; neuron differentiation; cell fate commitment. Gene Ontology annotation, cellular component: extracellular region. Lineage: Eukaryota; Metazoa; Chordata; Mammalia; Rodentia; Sciuridae. The record is from RefSeq and is a predicted model, not a curated record. Gene Ontology annotation, molecular function: frizzled binding; cytokine activity.
GGCCGAGUGCCGCAGCUUCUCCUGCUCCACGGGCCCGGCACACCCCUGCGCUCGCGCUCUCGGGGCGGACUCCUGGCCCUCAGGUCCUCAGCCUGGCAAUGGCUCCACUCGGAUACUUCUUAGUGCUCUGCAGCCUGGAGCAGGCGCUGGGCAGCUACCCGAUCUGGUGGUCACUGGCCAUCGGGCCCCAGUACUCCUCUCUGAGCACACACCCCAUCCUCUGUGCCAGCAUCCCGGGCCUGGUGCCCAAGCAGCUGCGCUUCUGCAGAAACUACGUGGAGAUCAUGCCUAGCGUGGCUGAGGGUGUCAAGCUGGGCAUCCAGGAGUGCCAGCACCAGUUCCGUGGCCGCCGCUGGAAUUGCACCACUGUGGAUGACAGCCUGGCCAUCUUCGGGCCUGUGCUCGACAAAGCCACACGGGAGUCGGCCUUCGUCCACGCGAUUGCUUCCGCCGGCGUGGCCUUCGCGGUGACGCGCUCGUGCGCAGAGGGCUCGGCCGCCAUCUGCGGCUGCAGCAGCCGCCACCAGGGCGCGCCCGGCGAGGGCUGGAAGUGGGGCGGCUGCAGCGAGGACACCGAGUUUGGCGGGAUGGUGUCUCGAGAGUUCGCUGAUGCCCGGGAGAACCGGCCGGAUGCCCGCUCCGCCAUGAACCGCCACAACAAUGAGGCCGGUCGCCAGGCCAUUGCCAGUCAUAUGCACCUCAAGUGCAAGUGUCACGGUUUGUCGGGCAGCUGCGAGGUGAAGACCUGCUGGUGGUCGCAGCCCGACUUCCGCACCAUUGGUGACUUUCUCAAGGACAAGUAUGACAGCGCCUCUGAGAUGGUGGUGGAGAAGCACCGCGAGUCACGCGGCUGGGUGGAGACCCUGCGGCCGCGCUACACCUACUUCAAAGUGCCCACGGAGCGUGACCUGGUCUAUUACGAGGCCUCGCCCAAUUUCUGUGAGCCCAACCCGGAGACGGGCUCCUUUGGCACGCGCGACCGCACAUGCAACGUGAGCUCGCAUGGCAUUGACGGCUGCGACCUGCUAUGCUGCGGCCGUGGCCACAAUGCGCGCACCGAGAGGCGUAGGGAGAAAUGCCAUUGCGUGUUCCACUGGUGCUGCUAUGUCAGCUGCCAGGAGUGUGCGCGCGUCUACGACGUGCACACCUGCAAAUAGGCAGCUCUCCCGAGACCGUGGGACAGGGCUCCCACUGGGGCCCGACCCCCACCUGGAGGUGGGCUCCUCUCUGACAGGGCAGGGCUUAGACAGGGGCAGGUGGAGUUACUCCU